UUACAUUCAGAAACUACAGGAACAGGUAUGACAGAACAAAGAUGCCUUACUGCAACCACAAAAAAGUGGACGAAUCGCGUGACUCGAGCAGGCUACUAGUCCAUCCCGCUACAGGUUCACCGUUUCAAUUCGCUAUUGUUGCAAAUAUCGAUUAUCCAACAGUUGUGUGUGUACUGUACAAAAUUAUAGUUAGCAAACCGCGCACGCGUUAUUCAGUGACUAUUACUCGAUGCAUGCGUUUCGUGUGGCCACAUCUGCGCUCAAUCGCGUCCGUGCACUUGCGAGGUAAACAUGAAGAGUCCGCCGCAGGAUCAUCUGAUCACUCCGUACUUCAGCUACGCGGACGACACAGAAUACAGCAUACAGCCAAUUCGUUGGCUGUUGAGGCCAAUAAGCGUCUGGCCGGUCUCAUCGAUUAAGGAGAGGAUCCUGUCAGCGGUGUUGCUGAUAGUGUGCGUCUUUCUGAUCGCCGGCACCCUGGUACCCUGCGCGCUGGCCAUCUUCCUGGACCAGAACAAGGACGUGGAGACGAAAGUGCGCGACUUCGGUCCGCUCAGCAACUGGGUGCUGGCGAGUCUCAAGUAUUGCUCGUUGCUGUCGCACGUCGGUGACAUACGUCGGUGCCUCGAGCAUGUCGACGCGGAUUGGCGGGCCGUGACGAAACACGAAGAUCGCGAGAUGAUGCUGAGGAACGCCAAGAUCGGUCGCUUCAUCGCGUUAUUCGCUGCGUUAUUCAUGCACAGCGGAGUAUUCUCGUACAGCAUCUUCCAGGCGAUGACGAUGAACGAGUCCGUUCUCGGUGACAAUGCGUCGAUGCACUCAUUGCCUUUCGCGUUCUAUGACAAGAUCCUGGACACCACGACUAGCCCGACGUACGAGAUAGUGUUCAUCAUGCAAUUCCUGUCCACGUUCGUCGUGAAUUCCGUGGCUGUGAGCACGGUCAGUUUGAUUGCUGUUUUUGUGAUGCACGCCUGUGGCCAGAUAAAAAUUCUGAUAUCCUUGCUGGAAAACUUCGUCGACGAGACGAGCGAGAAGUGGGAAAAUUCUACGCAAGGAAAGUACGCUGUUAUCGUUGAACACCACUUGCGGGUGCUCAGCUUCGUGUCUUACAUAGACAAAAUUACGAAUAUAAUUUGUCUCGUAGAAGUAAUGGGGUGUACACUGCAUAUGUGUCUUUUAGGCUAUUAUUGCAUAAUGGACUGGACCCAAGGCGAUAAAGAAAGCAUAGUGUCAUAUGUUAUAAUAUUAAUCUCAGUUACUUUCAAUAUCUUUAUAUUUUGUUACAUCGGAGAGAUUCUUUCAGAGCAGUGCGGCCAAAUCGGUGACACCGCCUAUAUGACAAACUGGUAUCUAUUACGCAGAAAUAAUGCCGUCGGCUUUGUAUUGAUAAUUUUAAAAUCUAACGUCGUGGUCAAAAUUACUGCUGGAAAAAUGAUUGAACUUUCUCUCUCGACUUUUGGUGACGUAAUUAAAUCUGCGGUAGCGUAUUUAAACAUAUUUCGUACCCUUGUUACAUAAAUACUUAUAAUUUUCUAUAUUUCAUAUUAAAUAACAUAUUAAAUUUUAUGCAGAUUA
This is a messenger RNA of Ooceraea biroi (clonal raider ant), 1575 nucleotides long. Its product is annotated as odorant receptor 82a. Gene Ontology annotation, molecular function: odorant binding; olfactory receptor activity. Gene Ontology annotation, biological process: detection of chemical stimulus involved in sensory perception of smell; sensory perception of smell. Gene Ontology annotation, cellular component: plasma membrane. Lineage: Eukaryota; Metazoa; Arthropoda; Insecta; Hymenoptera; Formicidae. The record is from RefSeq and is a predicted model, not a curated record.